UCUUUAGUUUCCUUGUUGCCGUGAGCUGUGAGCUGUGAGCUGUGGGCCGUAAUUUUACGCUGUGAUCCCCUGUUCUUUCUUUCACUGGCCUUUUUGCUCCUCCCGCUGCAACAAUGGUGAUGGCCUUCUCUCCCCCACGCUUCUCACCGGAACAGCGUAUCUUCACCUGCAACUCAAAUUUAUUUCACAGCGGCAGAAACGGAUUCACUCGGUCUGCGAGUCCUUCCUCUUGCUCCCCCUUGUGCUAUUCUUUUUGGAGCAGCUCCACCGUCCCUUUCGUCGCGGGGAGUGUUUCUGCCGAUUUCACCGGUCAUAAGAUCCGCGUCCCUUCGUUAAGGCUGUCGCCUUCCAGACGAGGCGGCAAGAGGGGUGUCGUCACUAUGGUAAUUCCAUUCCUCAGAGGAAAUGCAUGGGAACAACCGCCUCCUGAUCUUGCUUCAUAUUUGUACAAAAAUCGAAUUGUAUUUCUGGGUAUGUCCCUGGUGCCUUCGGUGACAGAGCUAAUGCUGGCUGAGUUUUUAUACCUUCAAUAUGAAGAUGAGCAAAAGCCUAUUUACCUUUACAUUAAUUCCACAGGCACUACGAAGGGUGGUGAAAAAUUAGGGUAUGAGACAGAGGCCUUUGCAAUAUAUGAUGUUAUGAGGUAUGUCAAACCACCUAUUUUCACACUUUGUGUUGGCAAUGCUUGGGGGGAAGCUGCUUUACUCUUGGCAUCUGGUGCUAAAGGAAACCGUGCUGCUUUACCUUCAUCAACAAUUAUGAUAAAGCAGCCAAUUGCCAGGUUUCAAGGUCAAGCAACGGAUGUGGACCUUGCAAGAAAAGAAAUUAAAAAUAUCAAGGCAGAAUUGGUUGCUCUGUAUGCAAAGCACAUAGGAAAGUCUCCAGAGCAGAUCGAGGAAGACAUCCGACGACCAAAAUACUUCAGUCCUAGCGAAGCUGUGGAGUAUGGCAUCAUUGACAAGGUGCUCUAUAAUGAAAGGGCCCCUGAAGACCAGAGUGUUGUUUCAGACCUCAAAAGGGCUCAGCUUAUCUGAUUCAAGACUCUUUACAUUUAUGUAUGAUUUUGCUUUGAGAGUAGCAUUAUCAGCUCUAGGAAUUUAUUUUAUUUUUCUUAGGCUAGGGAGCCAAAAAGGCAGGUUCUUUGAUGUCUAUGUGCAUGUAAGAUUCGUAAAUUAAAUGCUAAUUUAUUUAGGCCACAUUAAAAUGCAUUAUUUGCAGUGCUUCAUUUUAGAUACAAAGCUGAGCUCUGUAUCUAUUACCA
Phalaenopsis equestris is the source of this 1261-nucleotide messenger RNA. RefSeq names its product ATP-dependent Clp protease proteolytic subunit-related protein 4, chloroplastic. Gene Ontology annotation, cellular component: endopeptidase Clp complex. NCBI's taxonomy places the organism in Eukaryota, Viridiplantae, Streptophyta, Magnoliopsida, Asparagales, Orchidaceae. Bases 114 to 1034 code for a protein of 306 amino acids. Gene Ontology annotation, molecular function: serine-type endopeptidase activity; ATPase binding; ATP-dependent peptidase activity. Gene Ontology annotation, biological process: protein quality control for misfolded or incompletely synthesized proteins. The record is from RefSeq and is a predicted model, not a curated record. The transcript is spliced from 7 exons.